Molecule: messenger RNA, 3632 nt
Organism: Phascolarctos cinereus (koala)
Lineage: Eukaryota; Metazoa; Chordata; Mammalia; Diprotodontia; Phascolarctidae
Source: RefSeq, a predicted model, not a curated record
GCUCCGGGGGGCUGGGAAGAUGAAAUCGGGCCACGUCCGGGGGAGAGGAAGGGGCUGAGGCUGCGAGCGAGGCAGGGAGCCAGGCAGGCGGCGUCGGGAAGCUGGGCAGGAGGGCAGCGGGGCCGCGGCGGCCAGAGGAGGGCUCGCUCCUGCAUCCCGCGCCCCACAUGCCCCCCGCGCGGGCAGCAGCAGCAGCGGCAGCGGCGGUGGCGGCCGCGGGCACGGGCACCAUGAGGAGUGGGCGGCAUCAGCCUGCCUUGGGAGCAGCCGCCUGGGGGUGGGCACUGCUCUGCCUCUGCGCCCUGCUCCCCGGGGGCCACGGCACCUCUUGGAGCUUCGGAGGAGCCGCCCAGUUCUCCCGCCGCAGAAACUGGUGCUCAUACAUAGUGAGCCGGACUGUUUCCUGCCACGUCCACAAUGGCACCUACCUGCAAAGGGUCCUACAGAGCUGCCGGUGGCCCAUGAGCUGCCCUGGGAACAGCUACAGAACGGUGGUGAGACCGACAUACAGGGUUGUGUACAAGACAGUGACCUCUCUGGAGUGGAAGUGCUGUCCGGGUCAUUCAGGCACCAACUGUGAAGAAGAUGUCAUCAGUUCCCUGGAGCCCGGCUGGCACGGCCCCUCGUUACGACGAAUGGCCCUUCAUCCCACGGCGUCUUCAGGUUGUUUGAACUGCAGCAAGGUAGCUGAGCUGACGGAAAGGCUAAAGGUGCUGGAGGACAAGGUGUCAGUGCUGGCCCUAACCGAGCCGUCGUCGGCAUCCCUGCCCCUUGGGGCUCCGCGGGAGGCCAAAGGGAGUGGGGACCCAGCCCUGCUGUGGGGGUUGCCAGCUGCCCAGGGGAGCCCUGGAGAUGAAGGAGGCAGAGGGCCUCCAGGAGCUGGAGAGCGACGGAGGGGAACCAUGCCCACCCGGGACGGCCUAGGAGGUGUUCCUGGGCCACCAGGCCCUUCUGGCCCCAAAGGAGACACAGGGAGCCGGGGCCCAACCGGAGUGCCUGGGCUGAAGGGCCCAGCUGGGCCGCCAGGACCCCAAGGGCCACCUGGCAGCCCAGGUCAGGAUGGGGCUAAGGGAGAAAGGGGCCCCCCAGGACCUCCUGGGCCCCCAGCCCCAACUGGACCCUCCACAGCCCAGAUCUCCGAACAGGGAGAUCCACUACUCUCCAACACCUUCACUGAAACUGGGGGCCUUGGGAUCCAGGGGCCUGCGGGCCCACCAGGCCCCAUGGGGCCCCUGGGUCCCCCAGGUCCUCCAGGCCCAGUGGGCAUUCCAGGCACACCUGGCCACAAGGGUUCACCAGGCCCACCUGGAGCUGAUGGAACCAAUGGCCUGCCGGGGGAGAAGGGUGAGCGAGGCUACCAGGGGGAGCCGGGCCCCAGAGGUCUAGCAGGAGAACGGGGUGAACCAGGCCCCAAAGGUGACCCCGGAGAGAAGGGCCAUUGGAACCGGACCUUGGCUCCGGAACAGGGCCCCCCAACACUGGAGCCUCUGGCUUUCCUCGGGGCAAGCGGGCAGGAGGACCAGCCACUUACCGGAUCGUCUCCCGUCUACUGGCCCAGGGCAGUGAGGACCAGAAGGACUGAGCCUGGUCUGCUUGGGUGCCAAGCGGAGCUCGGGAUGGAACCCCUUCCCACCUUGGACUCCUUCCAGGCUCUCAUCCCACACCCUGGUCCCCAGGGAUGAGCUAUUUAUUGGAGUGAACGAGCACCGUGCCCAGGAAUGCAGAUAGCCACCUGUCCACCCUAAGUGGUAGCCGGGAGACUGUACCCGAACCAUCUCCUCCGGCCGUCGGAAGGUGGGAGGGCCCGGCUCAGAGCUGGGGGGCUGGCCUCUCCCCUCCCAUAUCCUCUGCCUAGCAGGACUGCCGGGGCCACUAAGAGAGGCUCGGCCUGGGCCCUGGGCACAGGGCCUGUGGGGAAGGGGGGGUCCAAACCCAGCCGUCACCAGCUUGUCCCCUCUGGGCCUCAGGUCCACAUCUGGACUGGGAGGGGGUCUCAAGAGCUGGAAAGGACCUUUCUGGAGCAGAUCUACACCAUGUCCCCUCAUUUCAUCUAGCCUUCCCCACUCUCCCUCUUCACUUUACAGGGGAAGAAUCUGAGGCCCAGAAGUCAGGGGAACACAGGGUCAUAGCUUUGAAGUUAGGACCCUUACAGGCUAUCUAGUCUAACCAUCCUCUAGAACAGGGAAGUGACCAGUCCAGGGUCACCCAGGCGCCAAAUCCAACGUUCCUUCCCCCACUCUGAGCUACUUCUGGGGGUUGAGGGGGACCCAGGAUUAUCGUGGGGAACAGGUGUAGACAUGCCCAAGCAGCGCCGGGUGGCACCCUCCCUUAAGCCCAGGGGUGGCCUCUGAGGUUGGCUGCCCUGGCCCAGGAAGCCCCGCAGUGAGCCUGCUGGUCUCCCCCCCCCAGCUAUCUCCCCACCUGCCAGCAUCUCCCCCCCACAGCUAGCAGGGAGCUGCCUUCAGAACAGGGCUUGGUAGCCGACCACGCAGCAGAGCUGGAAAGGCCCUUGGAGUCUGCCCGCCCCCCGUUUAUGCAGGCUAAGGCUGAGCACUGUGCCCAAAGGCACCCAGCCUUCUGGGCCUGCUUCUCCUCCCCCCAAAGGCGGUGCUGACCCCCACAUGGUACUUGCGGUGCUAUAUCCCCCCCCAAAACUGUAAGGUCAAGUACCAGCUACCCUUUGACAGAAAGGGAAGGGCAGGGCAAGGGGCCUGUGUCUGACCUAAGUUUCCUCCCCCGAGAUCAGGGAGCCCCAGGCUCCCCGACAUUGCAGCCUGUUUCUUCACGUGUUACCCCAUGUAGUCCCUGGGGUGCAGGGGCCAACAGGGGGAGAGAGGGGUGGCCUUCGUGUUUUAUACGGCAGGUAGAUGCUCAUGGCCGUUAUGAGCUGGGGUCCCGGCAAUAAAGGUCCCUCCCCCUCCGUCUGGUUCUCCUGGGGUGGACGGGGUGAGGGACAGGUUGCUGCUGGCAGGGGGCACAUGCCGUAGCUUGGGGGUGGAGGGACGGAGCAGACUGGGACCCCGGGCUCCUGGCUUCUACCCCCAUUGCCAGCACUGACCCCGAACCCCCUUUCUGGAAAGAGCUUCCUGAUGAUGGAGGCUGUCUCAAAGCGGUGCGAUGGCCUGCCUUGGUGUGCGCCAGGGGGAGCCCCACUUGGUCUGGCUGGGGUGACCUCUGAGGUCCCAGGGAAGCAAGGACUAGAGCAGCCCCUGGCAUCCCUCCCUUCCGCGGCAGUUACCCAGAGGCCCGCAUGCCUGGAUGGGUUUUCUGCUUUUGGCUCAGGUUUCUUUCUGGCCUUGGACCCUGACUCCUAGGCCUUGUUCCGCCUCGUUCUCCUGGCCUUGGCCCCCAGGGGGUCUGUCUUGUUCCCACCACCCAGCCUGGCAGAUUGUUCCUGACCAACUUUAUCUGGUUCCUCCUUAACUGAUGGGAUGCCAUGGAAAAAGGCCAGACUUGGCAUCAGAGGACCUGGGUUCAAAUCCAGGCUCUGCUACUUUCUGUCUGUGGGUUCAUGGGUGAAGGACACAGGCUCCCAGUAUCCUCUGAGGUCCCUGCACCUCUAAGUCUGUGGUCCAUCUCCAGAGCCAUAACUAAGGUGCGCACAAUGAGACUUUGCCCCAGGGUGCUGAAAU